Lodderomyces parapsilosis is the source of this 2064-nucleotide messenger RNA. RefSeq names its product apyrase. The record is from RefSeq and is a predicted model, not a curated record. The coding region runs from base 1 to 2064 and encodes 687 amino acids. Lineage: Eukaryota; Fungi; Ascomycota; Pichiomycetes; Serinales; Debaryomycetaceae. Gene Ontology annotation, cellular component: membrane. The transcript has a single exon. Gene Ontology annotation, molecular function: nucleoside diphosphate phosphatase activity. Gene Ontology annotation, biological process: nucleoside diphosphate catabolic process.
AUGCUGAACAAUGUCGAGGAUGAAAAUUAUGGUAUUGUGAUUGACUCAGGAUCAUCUGGAUCUAGAGUUCAAAUUUAUAAAUGGGCUAACCCAAAGACGCAGUCAAAGUCGAAAGAUCCAAUGGUGCUUCAAUCACCUCCCAAAAUUUCACUACGUAAAGAUUGGACGAAAAAGAUAACACCAGGGAUAUCCACUUACAAAUCUAAGAGCCAAAUUAAACAAAUAUGGCCUAAGCAUUAUUCAGAGUUGAUGAAAUUUGCCGAGGGCAUCAUACCAAAUGAAAAGCACUCCGAGACUCCAGUAUUUGUUCUAAGUACUGCAGGGAUGAGAUUAUUGCCAAAGAAGACCAGAAAGAACAUUCUAGCAGAGACAUGCUCAGGCAUUCAGAAAAAUACAAAUUUCUACGUACCUGAUUGUGAAAACUUUGUCCAAACCAUCGAUGGUUCUACGGAGGGCAUUUAUGGAUGGUUGGGAUUGAACUACUUGAUGGGUCAGUUUAAUCAUUACGACCCCAAACUGGACUUUCAUGAAUCCAUCGGCUUUAUGGAUAUGGGCGGAGCUUCUACGCAAAUUGCUUUCGUUCCAUCUUCUAAGGAUCAAAUUGAAAAGCACAACAACGAUCUUUCCAAGGUGACGCUACGAAACAUCAAUGGUCAAACUCAGAAGUGGAGUGUUUUUGUUGAAACGUGGCUUGGAUUUGGUGCAAACGAAGCAAGGAGAAGAUUUAUUGAACUGAUGAUCAACUUAUCGAUGGUUAAUGAGAAACAAAAUAACAACAUUAAUGAUCCUUGCUUGCCAAAAGGUGCCACUUUAGACUACAGUCUAAAUGGUAAAUCAUACAAGAUAUCUGGUGUGGGAAACUACGAGAUGUGCAUCAAAUCGAUCUACCCAUUGUUGAUGAAAUCCAUACCUUGUGAAGAUGAUCCUUGUUUGUUUAAUGGAAUACAUGGGCCCAAAAUGGAUUUCGAAAGGGACAAAUUUAUUGGAAUAUCAGAAUAUUGGUAUACAGCCAAUGACAUUUUCCAUAGCGGUGGUGAAUACGAUUACAAAGCGUUCAAUAUCAAAGUAAAGGAGUUUUGUGAAAACAAUUGGGAUACAAUAUUGCUGAAUGCAGCUAAAGGGGAGUAUUCAAAUCUCGACCCGGAUAAAUUUUUGAAAGAUGCAUGUUUCAAAGCAAGCUGGGUCAUGAACGUGCUUCAUGAAGGAUUUGAACUUCCUCGUAUUGGUUUUGAAACCAGUUCGGAUGAUCAAAACAACAAGCAAACAGAUGACGUCACAGGAAAACACGUACCAUUCAAAUCAGCAGACUCUGUAGGCGGAGAAGAGCUAUCGUGGACAUUGGGAAAGAUGUUGUUGUUUGCUUCCUCUCAAAUAGAACCGUCCAAUCAAAAAGGCAGUUUGGAAAUUGGCAUUUACCCGAGUGAAAUAUCGGGGAAGCAAUUUGUUCCCGGUGGAGCCCUUGGCAAAGACCAUAUUUCGGAUUAUGACAGCGAUGACGAAAAUGAUUCCCCAUUGGGCAUGGCAUUUUACUCACUUGUUGUAUUUUGUCUCCUUGGGUAUAUAUUGUACACUUUUACCCCAACUCACUUUUUGAACUGGAAAGGAAAAAUACGGAGGUUCAGAGUUCCAGUACUAGCUAGGAAGAGUCUUACGCAUAUCGCCUCCAAGAUCCCUGGGUUCGACAGUUUAAUUAACAAAUUUGCACUAUACGAUCGUAUCGAUCAAAAUAUUUCCUUAGAGGAAGGCGUUGGGCCCAAUGUUGUCAAUUCGCCACCUUCGUUACAAGAAACUGAUCCCACUUCUGGGGCGUCUGUUCUACGCACCAGACUGGCUAUUGGCUUAGAUGGAGAAUUUGAUCAUUCAUCGAUCCAGAAGUACAGUUCUAAGGGCCCCCUUUCCCACACAAACAAGUAUAAUCCAAAGAUAAAUGAUUUUUUGAGUAGACCAUUUGUUGUUCCAAAAAAGAGCUCAUUCUAUCAAUCUUCAGAGAGAAAUAGCAGAGAGUCGUUAUCAAGGAGCUUGAGUAAUUUAUCUUCCCAUAGAUCUAAACCAUCCAUAGACUAA